AUGUCUGAACGUAAAGUCUUAAAUAAAUAUUAUCCACCGGAUUUUGAUCCAUCAAAAAUCCCUCGUGCUAAACGUGCAAAAAACAGUCAAUUUAGCAUUCGUUUAAUGGCUCCAUGUAAUAUGAGAUGCAAAACAUGUGGUGAAUAUAUUUAUAAAGGUAAAAAAUUCAAUGCUCGAAAAGAAGAUGUCAUGGGUGAAACAUAUUUGGGUAUGCAAAUCUAUCGUUUUUAUAUAAAAUGUACCAAAUGUUUACGUGAAAUAACAUUUAAGACUGAUCCAGCAAAUGGUGAUUAUGAACUAGAACAUGGAGCAAUACGAAAUUUUGAAUCCAUUCGUCUUGCUGAAAAACAAGCCAAAGAAGAAGCAGCAAAAGUAGCUGAAGAAGAAGCUCUCAAUCCAAUGAAGUUAUUGGAAAAUCGAACACGUGAUUCUCGACAAGAAAUGGCUGCUAUUGAAGCACUUGAAGAUAUUAAAGAAUUAAAUGCUCGACAUGCGGCUAUUGAAAUUGAACAAAUGUUAAAUCAAAAGCGUGUAGAAGAUAAGCAAUUUGCAUUAUUAAAAAAACAACUUGAAGAAGACGAAGAUGAAGCUGAAAUUCGACGAGCAUUCGGAAAAUCAACGAUGCCAAUCAAUGAUAAUGAUGUUGAAACUGAAGAAAUCGAAGAAAAUACGGAAGAAAUAUUACCAUUAUCAACAAAACCAAAAACAACUGUUUCAUUUGGUCAACCCAAUAAUGCUAAACGACCAGCACCAAAAAGUUCUUUAGCUAUGAUAAUCAAGAAGAAACCAACAACAACAAGUGACCCUGUUUCAAAACCAUCAGCUGGUCUUACUUCGCUUCUUGCAUCGUACGACGACGACGACGACGACGACGAUGAUGAUAGUUCUUAA
Molecule: messenger RNA, 891 nt
Organism: Adineta steineri
Lineage: Eukaryota; Metazoa; Rotifera; Eurotatoria; Adinetida; Adinetidae
Source: the annotation of a GenBank genome assembly